This is a messenger RNA of Alligator mississippiensis (American alligator), 3093 nucleotides long. RefSeq lists its product as uncharacterized. The record is from RefSeq and is a predicted model, not a curated record. The coding region runs from base 90 to 3020 and encodes 976 amino acids. NCBI's taxonomy places the organism in Eukaryota, Metazoa, Chordata, Crocodylia, Alligatoridae. The transcript is spliced from 7 exons. Gene Ontology annotation, molecular function: GTP binding.
UCCAGAGACGGGGCGGGUCCAGCUUUUGGAGAGUGCUGCCCACAAGUUCAGUGCAUUCACUUUCAGUUGCUUUCAUUUCCUUUCCUGAGAUGGUAGGAGAAGCCAGCCCUUCAAUCAAGGGUAGUUUCAGGAGCUCCUCUGUCCAGCCAGGAGUAGGACUGCUUGGGCUGGGAGCAGUCUCUACUACCAGCAUGGCUUACAUUGGUGCUCAUGCCAUCACGAUGCCUCCUAUACAGAGGAUGUUGAGCAACUGCCGCAGUGACACUCCCAAUCCAGGAGAAGGUAACUGCCACACUGGAGCAUCAGAGCUGAGAAUCAUCCUUGUGGGGAGAACUGGAGCAGGGAAAAGUGCAACCGGAAAUACCAUCCUUGGCAAAAGGAUUUUUCACUCCAGAGCCAGUGCAAAGUCAGUCACUGAGAUGUGUGCCAAGGAAAGAUUCACCUGGAAAGGGAAGAAAGUUGUGGUUAUUGAUACUCCUGCCUUUUAUGAUACAACAGGCCCUGACAGAGAUCCUUCACAGGAGAUUAGUCGCUGCAUCCAGCUCUCUUCCCCAGGCCCCCAUGCUCUGGUGUUGGUCCUACAGCUGGGCUAUUACUCUGAAGAGGACAAGAAGUCAGUGGAAAAAGUACAGGAUUUAUUUGGAGAGGGAGCCCUGAAGCACACAAUUGUCUUAUUUACUCGGAAAGAGGAACUGGAAGAUGUCCUCUUGAGUGACUACAUUGGAACGACAGAUAAAGCUGAUCUUCAGCAGCUCAUUCAAGCAUGUGGGAAUCGAUACUGUGCUUUCAGCAACAAAGCAGCAGGAGAAGACCGGGUUGCCCAGGUCAGUGAGCUUAUGGACAUGAUAGAGAAACUGGUGCAGGAGCAUGGAGGGCAAUGUUAUGAGAUUCAAGAACUAAAGGUAUCAGGGAAGGCUAACAGGGAAGUGAAAGAGGGAACAAGGCAUUUUGAGAAAAAGUGUGCAAACACAGGAGAAGAAUUAAGCACUAGGUCAAAGGAGCUAAAGACAGAAAGGACAAUCCCAGACAAGGCCAAUGAAGUGCUAGAAGAUCAGUUGAAAGAUCAAAGAGGCAUUACGAUAGAGCUGGAAGAAAAAGAAAGAGUCUGUGAGGAAGUCAUGAAGAGAUCCAAAGAAGAAGCUGUGGGUGAUGCUGAAAAACCACAUUUGGAGCCAGAAAAAGAUGCAUCAACUCUGCCAGCAGCCCAAGAGGACGGCAGCCAGAAACAAGAAGAAUCAGCAUUGAGAAUCCUCCUUGUUGGUAAAACUGGAGCUGGAAAAAGUGCCACAGGAAAUACCCUCCUUGGGGAGAACAAGUUUGAGUCCAAACUUGGGGCAAAACCAGUAACUUUGGAAUGUGCCCAAGGAAGCAGGAAGUGGAAUGGGCGUGAAGUUGUGAUAAUUGACACUGCUGACAUUUUCAACCCAAAUACGAAAGGGCCAGAAAUUUCUCAUGCGGUUCAUUGCUGCUUCAGGCUCUCCCAUCCAGGCCCCCAUGCUCUGGUGCUGGUGACCCAGCUGGGCCAUUACACAGAGCAAGACAAGGCAGCUGUGAAGCAAGUACAAGCAAUAUUUGGCCGUGAGGCUCUGAAGUUUGCAGUUGUUUUAUUCACUCGGAAAGAAGAUUUAGGGGAUGGCUCCCUGGCUGAGUAUGUGACAAAGUCAAAUAACAGAGAGCUCCGAACAUUGAUUAAAGCCUGCAAGAACCGAUACUGUGCUUUCAACAACAAAGCAGAAAAAGGAGAGCGAGAUGCACAGGUCAAAGAGCUGAUGGAACUGAUUGAGGAAAUACUGCAGGAAAACGGGGGCAAGUACUGCCCCAAUAAUCGGUCUGCCCUGGAUACUACGUUGAAUGAAGAGAGUGGAGCACAAAUGAGAGACAGGAGAAAGUCUGAGCCAACUAUUAGGCAAUAUGUUGGACGGAAGUUGGUUAGCUGGUGGCAAGGAUGGACUUCCACUGACUAUUUGUUUCUAGGUGAAGCUGGUCUGUUGCAGAUAUUCCAGGGAAUUAUGGAAGAGAGUCUUCAGGAGAGAGAUGAAGAAACUCCACAGGACCCAAGAAAUGGCGAACGAUACACAGUGGACUCAGAGCUGAGGAUUGUUCUAGUUGGUAAAACCGGUGCAGGGAAAAGUGCCACAGGAAACUCCAUCUUAGGUCAGAAAAUGUUUGAGUCCAGUCUUUCAGCAAAGUCAGUCACCCAGGAAUGCAGCAAGAAGGAAAGGCUCUGGAGACAGAAGAAAGUUGUUGUUGUUGAUACUCCUGGCAUUUUUGACACAAAUAAACCCGCAGAGGAAAUUUAUCGUGAGAUCAGCCACUGCAUCUUGGUUUCCUCCCCGGGGCCUCAUGCUAUAGUACUGGUGGUACCCCUAGGCCGCUACACCAAGGAGGAACAAGAAGCAGUCAAAAGAAUACAAAACAUUUUUGGAGAAGGAGCCUUGAGAUACAUGAUCCUGCUGUUCACCCGCAAAGAUGAUCUGGAGGGUAUGAAUCUGGAGGAAUAUUUAAAAGAGUCCAGGGUGGCUGGCAUUCAGGAGCUGAUCAGCAAGUUUGGACAAAGUUACUGUGCAUUCAACAACCGAGCCACUGGAGAGGAGCAAGAGACCCAGGUCAAUGACCUGCUGACGAUGAUAGAGAAGAAGGUGCAGGAGAACGGUGGCACAUGCUUCACAAAUGAGCAGUAUGAUUUUGCUGAGAAAAAGCUUCAGGAAGAAACCAAUCUUCUGAGGAGAAGGUAUGCAGAGGAGCUAGAAAUGAAGAUGAAGAAGAUGCAGUUGGAUCACCAAAAGGCAAUGCAAAAGCUAGAAGAAGAACUCAAGAAGGUAAAAGAAGAAGUCAAAAUGUUGCCAGAAAUGAAAGCCCUGGAAGAAAAGCAUCAGCAGGACUCAGAAAAAAUCAAGAAGCAUUAUGGGAAGAAACAAGAAGAGGCCAGGGAAGAAGUGGAGCGGGGCCCAAUAUUAGAAAUAAUUCAGAAAGCAUUUGUGCUUCUGGUUAAAGUAAUUGAGAAAUGGUAUUUGGAUUGAAGUGCAUAUAUUCCUCUCUUCCCUGAGCUUUGACACCGUAUGGUGACAAAUUUAAAUAAAGCUCAUGUUCUUA